Messenger RNA from Haliotis rufescens (red abalone), 2017 nucleotides. RefSeq lists its product as uncharacterized. The record is from RefSeq and is a predicted model, not a curated record. The transcript has 12 exons. The coding region runs from base 86 to 1624 and encodes 512 amino acids. NCBI's taxonomy places the organism in Eukaryota, Metazoa, Mollusca, Gastropoda, Lepetellida, Haliotidae.
ACGCGACCGAAGUUAAGCCACCAUUUUGGAACAUGGAAAUGGAUUUCAAUGGACGUUCUAGAUACCUAAGACGCUAGCAUGAAACAUGGGAGGAAAGGGGAUCAUCCUGCUUCCUUUUCUCCUCAUCUUCUUCUCCAUUUCUACUUCCUCAGCCCGAGCUCUUGGUGAACCCUCCCAAUUCAAGACCGUCAUCCUACCCAAUGGCACCAAAACUGAAUGUGCUGUCUACACAAAAAAAAAUCCAUGUCCCCCAGGACAUGAGAUAACAGAGGAAUGUGACCACAAGUAUGGCCCCAUGAAAUGCAGCCAGUGCAAGGAGAACCUGUACCAGUGUGACUUCACGACCACGGAAUACCUCGUCAAGUGCCACCUCCCACUUUGUCCAGAAAAUGGGAAAGAGACCAAGGUGAAGGUCACUUAUUUUAACAACAAGACGUGUCAGCUUUCCUGUGUCUGCAAUGAAGCGAAUGGCUACACUGGCAAAUCAGGCUUGGAAUGUAAUAAACAUCCAAAUACUUGUGGCAUAGACAAGGAACUGAAAAAUGGGACGUGUGUUGCAUGCAGCCCCGGGUUCCACAAUCCCAGCACCGACUACGGUCCUUGUGUUUCAUUUGAACCCACAACCCCAUCAACCCCAUCAACAAGUUCUGGCUCUCCUCAUCAAGGAUUCUGGCAUGAUAACAAGAUUUGGAUUUUAGUCAUCAUCUCGGUAUUCCUUUUAGUCAUGGCUCUGUUGGCAUGGUGGUGUUGUUGUUGCAGAGGUCAAGCACAUCCAUGUAACAUUGCUUGCUGUCACAGUACUGCAGUUCAGAACUCACAGAUCAGGACACAGGACCUAGAAUCCCCUGAUCAUCCUCCUCCCUACACAUGUCUCCUAGAAGGGGAUUCAUCUCAUGGAGUUAGUGGUCAUCAGCCAAAUGGAAUUGCUGGUGCCAGGCCAAAUGGCAUCCCUAGGGUCAGUCCAAAUGGCAUCCCCGGUGCCAGGCCAAAUGGAAUCCCCAGUGCCAGUCCAAAUGAAAUCCCAAGUGCCAGUCCAAAUGGAAUCCCCGGUGCCAGUCCAAAUGGCAUCCCUGGUGCCAGUCCAAAUGGCAUCCCUGGUGCCAGUCCAAAUGGAAUCCCUGGUGCCAGUCCAAAUGGAAUCCCAGAUGCCAGACCAAAUGGCAUCCCUGGUGCCAGGCCAAAUGGAAUCCCCGAUGCCACACCAAAUGGCAUCCCCAGUGCCAGUCCCAGUGCUCAUGAAGAUGCUGAAAACGGACCAAAUGGUUCAACUGGGAGUUCCAUCUCAGGGAGACGCACCCCGACUGGAACUGAUGAUCCGUCCAUCAGACCCCUUGGGGGACAGCCUGAUUCACUGGACAGUGGAGGUGACAAUACUGAUCACUUUUUGGGGUGGGAUCCUUUGACCUCAGAGGCAACAAGCUUGAACCUGCCAAGGGAAGGAGUGCCAGACCCUGAAGAAACAGGACGCAAAGUGCCUAUCCCAGCUCAAGAUAUUGGCACUGGUUCUGAUGUUGAACACAAUGAUGACAAAGAAGAAGCUCAGGCCCUGCUGGAUGGGCCUGCUUAUGGCCUGGUGGAACUGGACAAGGACAGAGACAUGUCACGUGUACCACUGGUACAGUGAGUUGUGUCACUCGGACAUUGGUUGUAUGUAUUCACAGGUGAUGGAGGAACAAAAUGUGUACGUACACACCUGUUAAGUAUUGACGGUGGUUAUUUUCUUUACUGUCAGUAAAGGUGUAACAGUGUUUAUUGGUACAAGCUAAGUCAAGUUGAUGUCUUUCUGCUCUCUAAAAGAUGUGACAAGUACAGUUGAAGAAGAUAUAAGGUGAAUGUUUAUUUACUGUUAUAGCAAAUUGUCAGCAAUACAGUAUGUUUUACUGAAACAACAAACUGGCUUUGAAAUUGUUAAACGUAUUAAAAGUACCGUAUUUUCUUGAGUAUAGUGCGCACCCAUGUAUAAUGCGCACCCCUCUAGCGGGUUCAAUAUUUUGGGAAAAAAAGAAAUUUGAAUAUU